AUGACAUUGCACCAUGGUGCCCAGUGUGCGCAGCAGUCGCACCGACUACGACGCAUCGUCUUCACAACCUACGCCCUUGUUCUCAAUCACUCCUACACACUACCACAUUAUUCAACCCAGUCGGCCUUGUGGGAGGCAAAGCUCGGUCGGGCUAAUACAUUUGUACCGGCACUGUACGUGGGCGAGGCAGACUCGCCACCAAUCUACGCCGUUCACACGCUAGCCGAGGUGGCACUGAAGCCGCGUCACGUGCACCGAGUGGCAGAGCACCUGCGACUAGCCUACGAGAGCAUGCGGGACGACAGUGCUGUCCUCGAUCUCAGUCGUCUGGUGAUGCCGAAGACAGAAGUGGGGGGAUUUUGGCCCAAAAGCCUCAUUGGACUCUACUACCUCUCGCCCGACUCACCACAGAUUAACCCCAUCUGGUCGCCGCCGUCCUGCCCACCACAUCACCUCUUCCAGCUGACCGACCAGUCACACAGAUCAAAGGGCCCUCCUAAACGCGAUGCAGCCGCCACCGCGGAGUGGUUCAUCGUCAGAACCGAGUCGUUCAAGCAUUCUGAGCAUUGUGAUUUACUACCGCACGUUUUCCAAGUGCCAUAUUACAAACGUGAGGCGGAGGAGGAGGAGAAAGCCCAUCUCGUUCCACACCGUGUGAGUGUUCCAUCAGUGCCAGUUCGAAGAAGUGAUUUGAAGUGCUUCGUAGAUAGACUCAUUCACUCACCUUGUUGUAAUGAGGAGGAGGAGGAGGAGGAGGAGGGGGUCACCAAUAUCCAGACGACAGGCUUUCCAAAGGAGGUGAAGACCGUUCUGUGGACCUUCUCCACCGUCAUCGUGCUCAUCAUCACCGUUGCCGUUAUCUUUGCCCUGCGAAUGCGAAACCGUGUGCGUCGCUACCUGCACUAUCAGCUUCGUACUUUCAUUCUCCACUGUUUGUCGCCCUUGCCAUGGCUCUUCACUGGUAGUCGAUGCUUUCCUUUGGACGUACUUGAAUGCUCCAAGGGCCCUUCAAAGCGCCGUCGUGUGCUUGUGGGACUCAGUGUUCUGAGGUGUCUCACAGUGAUGCUUGAGACUAAGGGGGUGAAUGAAUGCAUACACCACCUCAUUUCCCCGCCCCUGCCCCCACCCCCUGCCCCCAAAUGCAUGCAACCUCGUUUUGCGUUGGAAUUUCUCUCCUCCGGGUUCGUGGUUAUUGAAACGGUCACCAUGGGGCGUGGUAACACCGUCCAGUGGGAUAUGAAAGGAGAUCGUACCCCCACGAGUACCUCUUAG
Messenger RNA from Echinococcus granulosus, 1272 nucleotides. RefSeq names its product serine/threonine protein kinase. Bases 1 to 1272 code for a protein of 423 amino acids. The record is from RefSeq and is a predicted model, not a curated record. The transcript has 9 exons. Lineage: Eukaryota; Metazoa; Platyhelminthes; Cestoda; Cyclophyllidea; Taeniidae.